Molecule: messenger RNA, 822 nt
Organism: Olea europaea var. sylvestris
Lineage: Eukaryota; Viridiplantae; Streptophyta; Magnoliopsida; Lamiales; Oleaceae
Product: GDSL esterase/lipase At4g16230
Exons: 5
Coding region: 1-705 (234 amino acids)
Molecular function (GO): hydrolase activity, acting on ester bonds
Source: RefSeq, a predicted model, not a curated record
AUGUCGGAGUUGGAAGAGAGGGUCGAGACACUAGAGGCUGAAUUGCAAGAGAACAUCUCAGAGGCAAAAAAAAAGUGGCUGAAGGAGGGAGACAAUAAUACUAAGUUCUUUCGUGCAAAGUCUCAUAUGGAGCCUCUACCCGACUUGUCAGAGUUUAUUUGGGAGACUAUUUCUUCUGAUGACGAGGAUCAAUUGUGUAAGGCACCUACUGAAGAUGAGAGGCUAUAUAAUUUGGGUGCUAGAAAAUUAAUUGUGGCAAAUGUGGGGCCUAUUGGGUGUAUCCCAUAUCAAAGGGAGAUAAAUCCAUCUGCAGGGGAUAACUGUGUGGCUUUUCCCAAUCAACUUGCAGAAAUGUUUAACAGCCAAUUGAGGGGUCUUCUGACAGAGUUGAAUGCAAAUCUUCAACGAUCAAAAUUCAUUUAUGCAGAUGUAUACCACAUAGUUGGGGAUAUUAUUCAGAACUACCAAUCAUAUGGAUUUGAGAAUGCAAAUUCUGCUUGCUGCUAUGUUGCGGGUCGAUAUGGAGGACUUAUACCAUGUGGUCCACCAUCGAAAGUGUGUGCAGAAAGAUCCAAGUAUGUUUUCUGGGAUCCAUACCAUCCAUCUGAUGCUGCAAAUUCCAUUAUAGCUGAGCGUGUGUUGGAUGGAGAUUCAACUGUUAUUUGGCCUAUGAAUGUAAGACAGUUAAUGAAAUCACAGCCGUAGGAUUAAUAGGCUAUUAUAUCGAGGCGAUAGACAAAAAAGGCAUUAAGGAUGGAACUUGCAAAGUCGAUUGUGCACUAGUUGGAGAAACUUCUUUAUAUUGGAUUGGAUUUGGAUAAA